Molecule: messenger RNA, 1155 nt
Organism: Trichoderma atroviride IMI 206040
Lineage: Eukaryota; Fungi; Ascomycota; Sordariomycetes; Hypocreales; Hypocreaceae
Molecular function (GO): hydrolase activity, acting on carbon-nitrogen (but not peptide) bonds
Source: RefSeq, a predicted model, not a curated record
CCUACUCAUCGCAUCGACCUUGACCUUCCUCCCGCCGAGCGCUAUGUCAAGCUGGCCACGGAGUUUGCGCCGCGAAUGAGAGAAAUCACGCCGCUAUUUGACACCGUCCUCGGAUCAGUAGUGCCGUGGGCAUGGCUACGCUCCAUCAUCAAAUUUAUGGCCUUUCUUGUUCUUCGGCGGGUAUAUUCAUCCGAGGAAACACAAGAAUUGGCAGGCAUUGCAAAGGGCAGUGGAGUAGACAUGUAUUUCCUGGUUGCAUUUAACGUGCUACUUGAUUCGUUGUUAGGGUGCACAAGUGGUGGUGUGCUGACCCGACUCAAGAAGGGGGAAAUAGAUCCGGCUGAGGGGGAAAACAAAACGGAACGGAGGACGAGGAUGAUGCAUUUUCGAACUCUAGACUGGGGGAUGCCUGAACUGAGGAGCGUUCUUGUUGUGCUGGAGUUUGUGAGGUCGAAAUCCGAAGACCCUCAGACGGUGAUUGCGAGGACCGUCACCUAUGCUGGGUUUGUUGGCGUGCUGACCGGAGUGAGGCAGGACCUUUCUGUAUCACUCAACUUCCGGCCUCAUCACAACUGCUCUACAUUUUCGCUUCGUCUCCACCAGGCCCUCGUGCUUUUCGGUAUCCGACCAUCUAUAUCAUCAGUCCUCCGCCAACAUUUUCUCCAUCCAGAGCGCCGUAAACUAUCCAUCAACAACGCUGUUACAUCUAUCGAAAGAACACGUGCUGCCCCCUGCUACAUAAUACUCUGCUCUGGCGCAGAAACUACCGUGGUACAAAAAGACCUUGAAAACGCGCAGACCAGGUCAGCCGUAGACUUUAUUGUGCACACAAAUCACGACUUCACGCCCACGGACCAGUCAGACCAGGCGUAUACCCAAAAGGAGAGCAGUUUAAUCUUGGGUAUGGAGUCAUUGGUCGAGGAAAGUGAAGAGCGGAAGGAUUGCAUCUUGAGCAGAUGGACCGCGCUGGCCAAGAGGCAGGAGCGGGAAUUAAAGAAAGGAAGAGGGAGAGAAAGUCUUGCUAUUUACGAACGCACGUUGCAAAAGUGGGUGAGGGCGUUUCCCAUUAUGAAUGAAUGCACCCAUUUUGGAUGUAUCAUGGAUCCAGGGACUGGGGCAAUUCGUUGGAUAGAGAGAGGCGUUGAAGACCUUGAG